Molecule: messenger RNA, 2994 nt
Organism: Metschnikowia bicuspidata var. bicuspidata NRRL YB-4993
Lineage: Eukaryota; Fungi; Ascomycota; Pichiomycetes; Serinales; Metschnikowiaceae
Gene: VPS34
Product: phosphatidylinositol 3-kinase
Exons: 2
Biological process (GO): phosphatidylinositol-3-phosphate biosynthetic process; autophagosome assembly; autophagy of peroxisome
Cellular component (GO): phosphatidylinositol 3-kinase complex, class III, type II; endosome; peroxisome
Molecular function (GO): 1-phosphatidylinositol-3-kinase activity
Source: RefSeq, a predicted model, not a curated record
GCCGUGACCAUCGGGCUCUCCAAGGACCUCACCAUCCCCAUCACCGUGCGGCUCCGGCGGCUCCACACAGACACGCCGCCCGGCCUAGCCGCCGGCUCCGCGCGGUACAAAGACGCCGCGGUGUUGCAGCGGCUCUCGGCCGUGUCGCGCAACUCGCCCAUGUUUGUGGCCGUGCAGCUUUUCGACGGCAGCCACAACGCCAUGUGCGAGCCGCGGCAGACCGCGUACACGGCCUUCCACCGCAACACGCGCGAGUGGGACUGCUGCGUGCGGCUCCCCGUGCUCUACAGCCAGGCGCCGCUCGACGCGUACCUCCGGUUCACGGUGCUGGAGAUGGUGUGCACGCGUGUGGCGGAGGUGGGCCGCGGCCACUUGUCGCUCUUUGACCCCGCGGCCCGCACGCUCCGCGGGGGCGCCUACCGGGUGGCGGUGGUGGCGGGCGGGGGCCUGCCGGUCGAUCCUGGCGCGGCGGCGCGGCUUCUGCGGCCCGAGCACGGCGGCUCUGGGCGCGAGGCGUGGCUCGACCGCUGGGCCGUGGCGAGCGGCAAUGUCGACUCUAUGCCCCACCCCAGCGCCCCGCAGUACCACCUUGUUCUCGAGCUCCCCAACCUCCUGUUGCCCGUCGUGUUCCUGGACGUCUCCUACGGCGCCCCCCUCGCCCAGCCGCAGCCCUCCCUCAUCCACGACGCGCCGCAGGACGACGGCGCCAACAAGGCCACGGUUCUCCGCGCGCUCGAGGUGCCCGCCGCCCUCGUCUACGACCCCGACUUCCACAGCGCCAGCAUCGCCAGCGCCAGCAGCGCCCGCGAGCAGCCAGGCACCGCCGGCGGAACCGCCGCCGCAUCGUGCGGCGCGCCGCGGCUCGACGGCCCCAUCGAGCGCAAGUUCCACAGCUUGGCAAUCAACAUCAACAACAACUCCAUGCUCGACAAGGAGGCCAAGCCGUCGCCGCACAUGCGCGACGAGCUCGCGCGCAUCCUCCUGCGCCCGUCCAGCGGCGUGCUCCACGACCACGAGAAAACGCUCGUGUGGAAGUUCCGCUACUACUUCUCCAGCCCGGGCGCGCCGGACGAGCAGGCCAGCGCGCCGGCGCCGCUGCAGCCCACGCGGCAGUUCUUCACCAAGUUCCUCAAGUGCUUCAACUGGGAGAACGAGUACGAGCUCGACCACGCGUUCCGCGAGAUCGUGCCGCUCUGGGGCGUCGACAGGAUCGACAUCGGCGACGCCUUGGAGCUCUUGAGCGACAACUUCAACCCGCGCACGCUCACCGCGGCCUUACGCCGCCGCUUGAUCGCCACCACCCACGCCAACGGCAGGGACAUCAACACCGCGGAGGAGACCAAGAUCGACAAGAUCUUCAUGUACACCAAGCGGCUCCGCCACUUUGCCGUGGCGCGCCUCCGCGUCGCCAGCGCCGACGAGCUCCUCCUUUACUUGCUACAGCUCGUGCAGGCGCUCAAGUACGAGCCCGUGCUGGCCGACGACGACGUGUUGGACGAGGCCCCGCUCGCGCGCUUCUUGAUCGAGAGGGCCGUGGCCAACCCCAAGCUCGGCAACUACUUCUACUGGUACGUCAAGGUCGAGAACGAGGACCAGCUUAACCGCGGCCACCCGUGGGCCCCGGACGCCUUGCUGGGGCAGCCGCCGGGCGGCGCCUCCAUCUACAACAUCGUCCUCAACUUGUACAUCGAGAACCUCAAGGCCCACUCGCUCAAGCACAAGUUGCCCCACUACAAGCACCUCAAGAGCCAGAUCGCGUUCAUCAAGAAGCUUACGGCCAUCGUCGAGCUCCUCCGCUCGUCUUUCAGAAAAAACGAGCCCACCCCGAAGAAGGUGCAGUUUCUUCGGGACUACUUGGCCGAUUCGUCCAACGGAAUGCUCAAGUUCUCCGACCCGUUCCCGCUCCCCCUAGACCCUUCGGUCGUUGUGUGUGGCUGCUACCCACAGGAAUGCUCCGUCUUCAAAAGUUCCAUGGCGCCCUUGAAAAUCACUUUCAAGACAAUCACCAACUUCGGCUCGGAAAGCGCGGGCUCGGCCUCCUUCUUUGGCGCCAGGAAACAGUACGGAAGGUACCCGCUUAUGUUCAAGAUCGGGGAUGACCUACGGCAGGACCAGUUGGUCAUUCAAAUCAUCAACUUGAUGGACCAGCUCUUGAAAAAUGAGAACUUGAACUUGAAACUAACGCCGUACAAGAUCCUAGCUACAAGCCCCAUCGCUGGUUUGAUCCAAUUCAUCCCCAACGAAACAUUGGAUCUAGUGCUCUCCAAAAACUACGCAGAGACAGAAUCGGCCUCGGGGCGUGACUCCAGGUCCCGAGGAAGCGCGGAGAGCACCACGAAGAACGGAAUAUUGACAUAUCUCCAGCUCCACAGCAGACUCAAAGAGCGGGACGACGUAGAUGAGGGAAGCAUAUUGGGCGUGAAAAAAGAUGCUCUCGCAAACAAAAGCCCACAAAAAGCCAUUGUCACAGAUUUGGGUGUUUCCAGCAAAGUCAUGGAUAAUUACGUCAAGUCUUGCGCUGGGUACUGUGUCAUCACAUACAUUUUGGGCGUGGGAGAUCGUCACUUGGACAACCUCCUUUUGUCACCCAACGGAAAGUUCUGGCAUGCCGACUUUGGAUAUAUUUUGGGCAGGGAUCCCAAACCUUUUCCGCCCAUGAUGAAGCUCCCCAUCCAAGUUAUUGAUGGAAUGGGUGGGAUGAGCCACGAAAACUUCAACAUCUUCAAGAGCUACUGUUUCAUCACCUACACGACUUUGAGACGGAAUAGUAACUUGAUUCUCAACUUGUUUCAAUUGAUGUUGAACGCAAAUAUACCAGAUAUUCAAAUUGAUCCUAAGAGAGCAGUCGAGAAGGUACAGGACAAGUUCGCCCUCGAAAUGACUGAGGAGGAGGCAAUUCUUCAUUUCCAAAACCUUAUCAUCGACAGCGUGAAUGCGUUUUUGCCUGUUGUCAUUGAUACGCUCCACAGUUUGGCCCAGUACUGGAGAGCUUAA